AUGGCAAACCUACCUCUAAAGCAAUACAGUCGAUGGGCUGCAGCUCUCGUGACAGGAGUUGCUUCUACUUUGGUAAUUGUACGCACAGCUGAGAAAAACGAUGUUGAAGAAAGGAAGAAGUCCUCAUCAUUCAGACAAUUCGUCAGUUCCGAUCCCGCCAGUGGACUCAUCUCCAGAUUCGUGCCUUCAUUUCCCACCCCAAUGGUUUCAGGCUGUGAACCUACCUUUGGUGUCACGAAGAACCGAGCAGCCAUCCAGCGGAAGAGAACCGUUCGACAAAUGGAACAAUUCUCGACGAAAGCAGAACUCUCAUCAAAGUACACAUGGCACAAGAGCAAAGUGUUAGGGAAAGGAGCGUAUGGUAGCGUAUAUCUUGCAAAUUCCAAGGCCACGAACGAGGAUGUGGCACUUAAGGAAAUUCCAAAAAAACACACAAAUUCAGUCAACUUUCAGCAGGAGAUGAGGGCCAUGUUGUAUAUUCGAAGCAAAGGAGGACAUCCACAUCUCUGCUCCUUGCGAGAACACUUUGAUUCCAAAGACUCCUAUUACGUCCUACUAGAUUACAUCGGAGGGGGCGAACUCUUUGAUCACUUGAUCGAUAAUGGUGCUUAUUCGGAAAUGGACGCCGCUCGCAUAGUGAGAGAAGUUGCCAGUGCUCUCAAUUUCUUGCAUGGUAUUGGAGUGGUCCAUGCUGAUCUCAAGCCGGAAAAUAUCUUGCUGACAACCACUCGGCGAGACGACGCCUUGGUCAAGUUGGCAGACUUUGGAUGCUCACAAAUAACGAACCCCACAAACGACUUCGAUGAUGUAGAGGUGAAACCUGUCUAUGGUGCCCCAACACCAGCCUACUGUCCACCGGAAUCAAUUCUUAAGACUGUUCCUAUUCAAGCAUCUGCGGACAUGUGGGGAUUGGGGGUGAUUCUAUUCAUCAUGCUCACUGGUGCGCAUCCGUACGAUAUAGAAGGAAGUGCAUCGGAUGAAGAAAUCGAGACGCGAAUCAAGGAUUCCGCCUACAAAAUUCCCAUCAAUGAUCCCGAAAUUACGGGACACGUCUCCGAUAGUGCAAAAGAUUUGAUUUCCAAACUGAUGCAUCGGAACCCAAGGAGACGGCUGACGGCAUUUCAAAUGCUGCAGCAUCCGUGGGUCAGAGGUGAAACAGCCACCACAGCAAUCAUUGCUGGUUCGGACAAGAAGCUAUCCAGAUUCCGCCACAUCAAAACGAAACUUCAGGCAAGGUUCUUUUCUGAUGCCAUCAAGUUUUCAGACUCUCAUGAUCACGCUGUGCUUCGAAAGACAAGCCUGGUAGAAAGAUCUUUCAAGGCGCUGAAUAUCAAUGAAUUCGAUCCUAAUUUGGACUCUGAGGAAGGUGGUCCGCAAAUAAAUCUCUCCGACUUUCAGAAUCUCUUGUCCGACAACAUGAAGAACAAGUAUUUUCCAGCGGGCCAUGUAGUGUACCGCGAAGGAAGCAAAGGGCACCACAUGUAUUUCAUCGAUUCGGGAACUAUUGAAGUAGAAACAGCGGACGGAUCCUGGGCUACGCGAAGUCAAGGUGACUUUUUCGGAGAAGGUGCCUUACUCCAUCCAACAGGAAGAAGAUCAGCAACCGUCCGGUGCACGACACCUGUCCAUGCUAUGGAGAUUAAUAGAGAGUACUUUGAAAAGUACAUCGAGUCAGCUGACACUGGGCUCUAUUUGACUCUGAAGGAAAAGGAUAAGAUUCGCAAGCGAAAUCGGGCCAAGACCAUCUUACGGUUUCAACAGGAUAUGGAGCCAACAGAGCGAGACAAAGGCCAAUGCUUCUUUGAAGAAGAUGAUACAGGAGAUACAGACUCAAUGUACAUAUUGGAAACCGGCAGGGUCGAUCUGACUGUCCAUGGAAUCCAGGUCAUGUCCGUCACUCCUGGCAAUGUUUUCGGGGAACAUUCCGUACUCACAGGUCAAUCAAGGAAUUGCAAUGCAGUCUGUGUAGACAAAGAUGGCUGUAUUGCCCAAGCCCUUCCGGGAAAGAGUUUCCGAAAACUGUAUUCGGAGUCCGAGAAUGUAAGGAAUUCGAUCCGAGAUUUGCAACUCCGACGAGAACUCAAGAAAGCCAUUGUCGGGCGACUCAAGAAGGAAUUCCCGUAUGACAAACCAGAAGAAGCCUUCCAAAUAGUGGACUCUGACAAAAAAGGAGUUCUAGACAAGGAUUCGAUCGGGAAGCUAAUGAAAGAAUGGAAUCCACAAAUCACCGACGCUGAAAUUCUGGAAGUGCUUGGAGUAUUGGACCUUACGAAAAGUGGCCAUGUGACAUUCGAUGAAUUCAAGAAGGUAUUCAUCGGAAGCAUUCGUACAUCCGCAUCUAUGUAA
Messenger RNA from Cylindrotheca closterium, 2346 nucleotides. The record is from the annotation of a GenBank genome assembly. Lineage: Eukaryota; Bacillariophyta; Bacillariophyceae; Bacillariales; Bacillariaceae.